GUUCUGCCAACUGGUAUUGAUAAGAUCUGACUGCCUGCCAGCAUGAGCGACGCAGGCGAUGCGAAGGCGAAGCGCUGGUUCCCGCUCGAGUCGAACCCGCAGGUCAUGAACGAGUACGCCAAGCGCAUGGGCCUUCCUGCGGACUCAGCCUUUGAGUUCUGCGACGUCUACAGCACCGAAGACUGGGCCCUCGACAUGGUGCUCCGCCCCGUCCUCGCCGUCAUCAUGCUCUUCCCGAUCAAGACGCAUACAGAGGCGUACGCCAAGGAGGAGCGGCAGCGCAUCGAAGUGUCGGGCCAAGUCGUGUCGCCCAACGUCUACUACAUGAAGCAAACCGUCGGCAACGCCUGUGGCACUGUCGGCAUCUUGCACGCGCUUGGCAACGUGGGCGACUACGUGGCCUACCAACCGGGCAGCUUCUUGCAGACGUUCUUUGAAAAGACGCGCACCAAGACGCCUGACGAGAUUGCUGUGAUUCUCGAGGGCGACGACGAGCUCGAAGAGACACAUGCGUCAGCAGCCCAGGAAGGGCAAUCCGAGCAACUGGAACACGUGGACGACCCGAUCAACACGCACUUUGUGUGUUUUUGCACGGUGGACGGCCAUCUCUACGAGCUCGACGGGCGCAAGGCCUUUGCGAUCAACCACGGCCCGUCAUCGCGCGAGACGCUUCUCGAGGAUGCGUGCCGCGUGAUCCAGUCGUUCAUGCAGCGCGAUGCUGGCGAGGUGCGCUUCACGAUCGUCGCCCUUGCGUCCAAGUCCCACGACUAAGAUGGACGCCGUAUCAUGAUGCCGGAGAAGAAUUUGCCGACGACGAACUUGUAUUUCGCGUCUAAUAAAUUACGAGCCGAAGCAGGAGGUUGCCGACGUCGCCAACGUAGACGGCACCAGAUCCGUUGACGACCAGCGAGACGGGGUUGCCAAACGAUCCGUUGAGACCGUCGGCGUUACCGUAGAGGCCAUUGCCAAACACAUUGCGUUGCGU
This is a messenger RNA of Saprolegnia diclina VS20, 985 nucleotides long. RefSeq lists its product as hypothetical. The record is from RefSeq and is a predicted model, not a curated record. The transcript is spliced from 8 exons. NCBI's taxonomy places the organism in Eukaryota, Oomycota, Saprolegniomycetes, Saprolegniales, Saprolegniaceae. Bases 43 to 771 code for a protein of 242 amino acids. Gene Ontology annotation, molecular function: cysteine-type deubiquitinase activity. Gene Ontology annotation, cellular component: cytoplasm. Gene Ontology annotation, biological process: protein deubiquitination; ubiquitin-dependent protein catabolic process.